Penicillium subrubescens is the source of this 393-nucleotide messenger RNA. RefSeq lists its product as uncharacterized. The record is from RefSeq and is a predicted model, not a curated record. Lineage: Eukaryota; Fungi; Ascomycota; Eurotiomycetes; Eurotiales; Aspergillaceae. Bases 1 to 393 code for a protein of 130 amino acids. The transcript has a single exon.
AUGUGGGCGUGGGCACGGAAGAAGGGGUACCAGAUUCCGGCUUGGUACCAGCGGGACAAAAGCUCCGUACGAACAGAUGAAGUGGAAUCUGAGGUCCCUGGAGCGGGAGUCUCGGGGGAGGACAAGAUCCUGGACGACCCCUCUCGCUACGAUUUCAAAGACGGUAGUAGUGGGGACUCAUGGCGACGAGUGUUAAUUUGCAUGCCCGGGAUCACUGACUUCCGAGGCGUUUUCGAUAUGGAUGGCGACGGUAGUAACAUGCAGUACAUUAGUGGGCAGCACGACGAGGAUAUGGUGGCGCGACGACAAGAGAUCGAAGAGACGUGGUGGCGGGACCUCAGUCUCGCGCAGCUAAGAAUCCAGCCAGGUGGACCUGUACCUGUUGGAUCGUGA